Vidua chalybeata is the source of this 990-nucleotide messenger RNA. RefSeq names its product inactive serine/threonine-protein kinase PLK5-like. The record is from RefSeq and is a predicted model, not a curated record. NCBI's taxonomy places the organism in Eukaryota, Metazoa, Chordata, Aves, Passeriformes, Viduidae. Gene Ontology annotation, biological process: mitotic cell cycle; regulation of cytokinesis; protein phosphorylation. Bases 1 to 990 code for a protein of 329 amino acids. The transcript has 8 exons. Gene Ontology annotation, molecular function: ATP binding; protein serine/threonine kinase activity. Gene Ontology annotation, cellular component: nucleus; cytoplasm; centrosome.
AUGGUCCCGGGGAGCGCAGGGGCUGAGCCCCCCCCCGGCUGGUACCUCCGGGACCAGGGCAGCGGGACGCUCUACAAGCGGGGACGGCUCCUGGGAGAGGGCACCUUCGGCCGCUGCUACCAGGUGACAGAGGUGACCAGUGGCCGGCUCUACGCGGCGAAGGUCAUCCCGCGAGCCCGGCUGGCUGCUGCGGGCAUCGGGGACCGGGUGGAGCGGGAGCGGGAGCUGCAGCGUCACCUGCGGCACCGGCACAUCGUGCGCCUGCACGGGCACUUCGCCGACAGCGGCCACCUCUGCCUGCUGCUGGAGCUCUGCAGCCGGGGGUCCCUGGCCGACAUCCUGUGGGCGCGGGGCCGCCUGACGGAGCCGGAGGUGCGGUACUACCUGCGGCAGCUGCUCUCGGGGCUGCGCUACCUGCACGGGCACGGCCUCGUGCACCGGGACCUCAAACCGAGUAACUUCUUGGUGACGGAGCGGAUGCGGGUGAAGAUCGGGGACCUGGGGCUGGCGCAGCGGGCGGCACCGCCCGGGCGGCGCUGGGGGGCACUCUGUGGGACACCCAGUUACCUGGCCCCGGAGGUGCUGGACCGCAGGGGACACGCGGUGCCCUCGGACAUCUGGGCCCUGGGCUGCGCCCUGUACACGGCGCUGACUGGCCACGCCCCGUUCGAGGCUCGCCACCGGCCGGAGCUGUUCCGGCGCAUCCGGAGCGCUCGGUACCCGCUGCCCCCCCAGCUGUCCCCCCGCGCCCGCGCCCUCAUCGCCCACAUGCUGGACCCCGACCCCGCGGCACGGCCCAGCCCGGCGGGGGUGCUGGGCCACCCCUUCCUCACCCAGGGUUUCACACCCCACACGCUGCCACCCCGCGCCUGCCACUCCGUGCCCAUCUUCGUGGGACAGGAGCCCCUGUGCCGGAUCCUGCGGGGGCUGCGGUGCUGGCGGGGGUGUGGCUGUGUCCCUGUCACCCCCACCCCUCCCCAAAGCACCUGA